CCGCAGUGUCCACUAAAGGAUCAGGUGAUCCACUAACUACGAAGCGAAGGCUGACUGGGGAAAAUGCAAAAUGACAUAUAGCAAAUGUCGGAGCAUAAUUCAUUCACAUUUUCGGCUCAAUUUCGGACUUAAAUCGCACCGCUGGAGCUCCAAUGUAACGAUGACACGUUAGGGCUUGUUGGCGUGACUGCGAUUUUUUUUUUGAUAUUUUAAUUUAUGAUAAAUCACAUUCACAGACAAAUAUUGGUUUCAACAUGGGGUUGUGCUACAGUUUGCGUCCCCGGCUCUUCGGGGACCUGAGCGGGUCUAUCUCCAACGCUACCUCGGACUCGGACCAGCCUCCGGACGCCGCCGUGCCGACCCGCGCCGGGGGAGCUCGCCAGGAGGACACCGGGGGAUGCGGGGAGACUUCGUCGCUACGCGGCGGCGGCGGCGGCCCGGUGCGCCCCGGGGACCCUGCCAGGCUCUCGGCCGGGGAGCACCGCCGUGGAGACACCGGUACAGACGGUGUACUCAUACAAAACGGAGGUGGCGGUGGAGGAGGAGGAGGAGGUGGAGGUGGUGGUGGCGGUGGAGGUGGCAGCGGUAAGGGGACAGGGAAGGACCGCGGCCGACGCUUACAGCUGCUUCAAAAGACUAGCACCCAAAAGCCGAAAAACUGGGACAAAUUGCUGGUGGAGGAGAAGGAGGCCGAGAAGGAGGCGAAGAAAGUCAGUAAGAAUAUUGACAGGACGCUGAAGGAGCUCAAACGGGAGUAUAAACAGACGCAUCGGCUGCUGCUGCUCGGUGCGGGAGAGUCCGGAAAAAGCACCAUUGUGAAGCAGAUGAGGAUCCUACACGUCAACGGCUUCAACGCAGAAGAAAAGAAACAGAAAAUCCAAGAUAUUCGGAAAAACGUGAAGGAUGCCAUAGUGACUAUAGUGUCUGCGAUGAGCACUUUAAUACCCCCAGUCCCGCUAGCCAACCCAGAGGACCAAUUCAGAAUCGAAUACAUCAAAAGCAUAGCACCUCUCUCCGACUUUGACUAUUCACAGGAGUUCUUUGAUCAUGCAAAGAAGCUGUGGGACGAUGAAGGAGUGAAGGCAUGCUUUGAAAGGUCCAAUGAGUACCAGCUCAUCGACUGCGCACAAUAUUUCCUGGACAGAAUUGACUCUGUAAGACAGAGCGACUACACACCAACGGACCAGGAUCUGCUACGCUGCCGAGUGUUAACUUCAGGGAUUUUCGAGACGAGGUUCCAAGUAGACAAAGUGAACUUUCACAUGUUUGAUGUUGGAGGCCAGAGAGAUGAAAGGAGAAAAUGGAUCCAGUGCUUUAAUGACGUCACUGCUAUCAUCUUCGUGGUGGCCAGCAGCAGCUACAACAUGGUAAUAAGGGAAGACAAUAACACCAACAGGCUACGGGAAGCCCUGGACCUCUUCCGCAGUAUUUGGAACAACAGAUGGUUACGUACUAUAUCGGUCAUAUUAUUCCUGAACAAGCAGGACAUGCUGGCUGAGAAAGUAUUAGCUGGAAAAUCCAAAAUUGAAGACUACUUCCCCGAAUAUGCUCGCUACACCAUACCAAAUGAAGCAACUCCUGAACCUGGUGAAGACCCAAGAGUGACGAGAGCGAAGUUCUUCAUCCGAGAUGAGUUUCUUCGGAUCAGCACUGCGAGCGGCGACGGCAGACACUACUGCUACCCCCACUUCACCUGCGCCGUGGACACAGAGAACAUCCGGCGGGUGUUCAACGACUGCCGGGACAUCAUCCAGAGAAUGCACCUGCGGCAGUACGAACUCUUGUGAUGGGACCGCCUCCGUCAGCCUUCUGUGUUUUCUCCACCAUUCUGCAUCCUUGACGAACCCUUCCUCUUCCUCCUCCUCCUCCUCCUCCUCCUCCUCCACCUCCUCCACCACCUCCUACUCCUCCCCUGAACCUCCACCCACCCACCUCCUCCUCCUCCUCCUCCUCCCCCCAAAGAAACCCUCAACAACCCCUGACCACCCCUCCUGUCGAGGACUAUGAAGUACUACUGAAGUGUGUCAAAUCCUCUUCCUCUUCUUAACUUCUUAGCUUUUUGUACGUUUUUUUUUUUUUUUUUUUUUUUUUUUUCUCUCUGAGACCGAUUCAUCCCCAUUUCACCGAUGUAAAAGGAAGGUUGGGGAACAAAGUUGUUGCGUGCCGCUUUUUUUUUUUUUUUUUUUUUUUUAAUCCUUCCUUUUGA
Molecule: messenger RNA, 2206 nt
Organism: Thunnus maccoyii (southern bluefin tuna)
Lineage: Eukaryota; Metazoa; Chordata; Actinopteri; Scombriformes; Scombridae
Gene: gnal
Product: guanine nucleotide binding protein (G protein), alpha activating activity polypeptide, olfactory type
Exons: 12
Coding region: 255-1787 (510 amino acids)
Biological process (GO): adenylate cyclase-modulating G protein-coupled receptor signaling pathway
Cellular component (GO): heterotrimeric G-protein complex
Molecular function (GO): GTPase activity; G protein-coupled receptor binding; GTP binding
Source: RefSeq, a predicted model, not a curated record